This is a messenger RNA of Branchiostoma floridae (Florida lancelet), 7327 nucleotides long. RefSeq names its product DNA polymerase epsilon catalytic subunit A-like. Bases 105 to 7004 code for a protein of 2299 amino acids. The record is from RefSeq and is a predicted model, not a curated record. Gene Ontology annotation, molecular function: single-stranded DNA 3'-5' DNA exonuclease activity; nucleotide binding; DNA binding. Gene Ontology annotation, biological process: leading strand elongation; nucleotide-excision repair, DNA gap filling; DNA replication proofreading. The transcript has 51 exons. Gene Ontology annotation, cellular component: epsilon DNA polymerase complex; nucleus. Lineage: Eukaryota; Metazoa; Chordata; Leptocardii; Amphioxiformes; Branchiostomatidae.
AUAGACUGUUCGUCUAAGACCAUUUCGCGCCAAAAAUGAAAAGAUUUUCGUCGCCAGUGUAGUUCAUAUCAGAUUCUUUGCAGCGUCGUCGAAUUUACCUCAAAAUGGUGCUGCAAAACAGCGGCAGAUAUGUCGCUGAGAAGGAUGGAGGGUCCAGUUAUUCCAGGGGCGAUGAGUCAGACAAGCGACUGGAGCGUUCCAUCCAGAGUACAGAGAUGGAUUCUCGCUUCGGGUUCGACUGUUACAAGGAACCCACGGAGUGCGUGGGAUGGCUCAUUAACAUGCAUCCGGCCGACGUCCUGGAUGAGAACAAGCGACUGGUCAGUGCUGUCGACUACUACUUCAUUCAGGACGACGGCAGCAGGUUCAAGGUUUCCUACCCCUUCAAGCCAUACUUCUACAUCGCUGUGAGGAAGGAUAGUGAGAGGGAAGUGUCUUCCUUCCUGACUAAGAAGUUUGGAGGUGUCAUCUCUAAAGUGGAGACAACACCAAAGGAGGAUCUUGAUCUGGCUAACCACUUGGUGGGACUGAAGAGGAACUACCUGAAACUCUCCUUCCCAUCUGUGAACGAACUCAUGAAGGUGAAGCGGGAGAUUUUUCCUGCCGUCAGGAAGAACAAAGAGAGAGACAAGGCUAACGAUGCUUACACACAGAUGCUGGCCAGCACAUUUGGAGGUGAGGAGGAGAGAGGAUCCACAUCGAAGAGGAUCGCAGACCAGAUGGAGAACAUCAUCGACAUCCGGGAGUACGACGUGCCGUACCACGUCCGCGUGGCCAUCGACAUGAAGAUACACGUGGGCCACUGGUACUCGGUGCGCGGCCGAGGUGCACUGCCUCCAGAAAUCACUAGGAGAGACGACCUGCUGGACAGACCCGAUCCUAUUGUGUUUGCGUUUGACAUUGAGACGACCAAACUGCCGCUGAAGUUUCCGGACGCAGACUCAGACCAGAUCAUGAUGAUUUCCUACAUGAUUGAUGGACAGGGCUACCUGAUCACAAACAGGGAGAUAGUAUCAGAAGAUGUGGAUGAUUUUGAGUACACGCCCAAGCCUGAGUACGAGGGGCCCUUCAUCAUUUUCAAUGAAGCAGAUGAGAUUCACACCAUCCAGAGGUUCUUUGAACACAUCCAGGAGGUACGGCCCAACAUCAUCGCAACCUUCAACGGAGACCUGUUCGACUGGCCUUUUGUAGAGGCCAGAGCUGCGUUCCACGGUAUAGACAUGUUUCAGGAAAUUGGAUUCCAGAAGGACAACCAAGGAGAGUACAAGUGUAGGCACAUCAUUCACAUGGAUGCCUUUAGAUGGGUGAAGAGAGACAGCUACCUGCCAGUGGGGAGUCAGAACCUGAAGGCCACCACCAAGGCCAAGCUGAGGUACGACCCUGUCGAACUUGACCCUGAGGAGAUGUGUCGCAUGGCCAACGAGCAGCCUCAGGUUCUGGCGAACUACUCUGUGUCGGAUGCUGUGGCCACAUACUACCUGUACAUGAAGUACGUUCAUCCCUUCAUCUUUGCUCUCUGCACCAUCAUCCCCAUGGAACCUGAUGAGGUGUUAAGAAAAGGCUCCGGCACGCUAUGCGAAGCUUUACUAAUGGUCCAAGCCUUCCACGCCAACAUCGUGUUCCCCAACAAACAAGAGGCCGUCUUCAACAAGCUUACGGGCGACGGCCACGUGCUGGACUCGGAAACGUACGUGGGAGGCCACGUGGAGUCUCUGGAGGCUGGGGUCUUCAGGGCUGACCUCCCCUGCAGGUUCAGAAUGGUUCCUGAAGCCUUCCAACAGCUGAUGGAUAAGGUGGAACGUACCAUGAAGUUCAGCAUCGAGGAGGAGGAGGGCAUCCCUGUGGACCAGGUCACCAACUUCGAGGAGGUGUGUAACGACAUCAGGCGGAAGCUGGCAGAACUACGCGACACGCCCUCGCGACUGGAGAACCCCAUCAUUUACCAUCUUGACGUCGGCGCCAUGUACCCCAACAUUAUUUUAACUAAUAGGUUACAGCCGUCAGCCAUGGUUGACGAGGUGACCUGUGCGGCCUGUGACUUCAACAAGCCCGGCGCGACCUGCCAGCGCAGGAUGCAGUGGACUUGGAGGGGAGAGUACAUGCCCGCCAGUCGGAACGAGUACCAUCGCAUCCAGCAGCAGUUGGAACACGAGCAGUUCCCGCCGUUCAAACCCGGCGGCCGUCCGCGGGCGUUCCACGAGCUCAACAAGGAGGAACAAGCGACCGCGGAGAAGAAACGCCUGGCAGACUACUGCAAGAAGGCCUACAAGAAGGUUCAUGUCACCAGAGUGGAGGAACGCGAGACUACCAUUUGCCAACGGGAGAACUCCUUCUACGUAGAUACGGUACGGGCGUUCCGUGACCGGAGAUACGAGUUCAAGGGACUCCUUAAGGUGUGGAAGAAGAAGGUGGCGGAGGCCCUUAAGAAGGGAGAAGCUGCCGACAUCAAGAGAGCCAAGGGAAUGGAGAUCCUGUACGACUCCUUACAGCUGGCUCACAAGUGUAUUCUCAACUCCUUCUACGGAUACGUCAUGAGGAAGGGUGCGCGCUGGUACUCCAUGGAGAUGGCCGGUAUCGUGUGUCUGACGGGAGCCCGGAUCAUCACCCAGGCCAGGGAACUUGUGGAGCAGAUCGGACGCCCGCUGGAGUUGGACACAGACGGCAUCUGGUGCAUCCUGCCCGCCAGUUUCCCUGAGAAUUACGUCAUCCACACCACCAACACCAAGAAACCCAAAGUCACCAUCUCCUACCCGGGGGCCAUGCUCAACAUACAGGUCAAGGACGACUUCACCAACCAUCAGUACCAGGAGCUGGUCAACCCUUCGACUCUCCAGUAUGAGCAGAGGAGUGAGAACUCCAUCUUCUUCGAAGUGGACGGGCCGUACCUGGCCAUGGUGCUGCCAGCAUCCAAGGAAGAGGGCAAGAAGCUGAAGAAGAGGUACGCCGUGUUUAACUUUGACGGCACGCUUGCCGAACUGAAAGGGUUUGAGGUGAAGCGGCGUGGCGAACUGCAGCUGAUCAAGAUUUUCCAGUCGUCCGUGUUUGAGUCGUUCCUGAAGGGAUCGACGCUGGACGAUUGUUACGCGUCUGUUGCCACGGUAGCAGACUACUGGCUGGACGUGUUGUUCAGCAAGGCCUGUGACAUGCCUGAUGAGGAGCUGUUUAACCUGAUCUCGGAGAACCGCAGCAUGUCCAGAAAACUGGAGGAUUACGGGGAGCAGAAGUCAACCUCCAUCAGCACGGCUAAGAGGCUGGCAGAGUUCCUGGGAGACCAGAUGGUGAAGGACAAGGGCCUGAGCUGCAGGUUCAUCAUCUCCAGAAAACCUGAGGGUGCUCCGGUCACUGAGAGAGCCAUCCCACUGGCCAUCUUCCAGGCCGAGCCCAGCGUGAAGAAACACUACCUCAAGAAGUGGCUCAAGUCCAACUCCAUCACAGACUUCGACAUCAGAAAUAUCCUGGACUGGGGGUACUACAUCGAGAGGUUAGGAAACACCAUACAGAAGAUCAUCACCAUCCCAGCAGCUCUGCAACAGGUGAAGAACCCAGUGCCGAGAGUCGCCCAUCCUGAUUGGCUCCACAAGAAACUGCUGGAGAAGAACGACGUCUUCAAGCAGCAGAGAAUCAGUGAGAUGUUCGCUCCCCUCCCCAAGAAAAGGGUACAGGAGGAGGACACUCCGCUUGAGGAUGGUGACAACAGCAACGAUGGCAGAAGUAACGACAUAGCGGACAUGGAAGACAUGGCGGGUCCCAGGACAGCGACCAACGGCCUGACGGUCGCCGUGUCGAACAAGCGGAAACGUGACAGCGGGGAAGAUAGGGUCGGCCAAUCGCAGGAGGAUCUUGAGCUGACGCAGUCGUGGAGAGAGAUCCUCGGGCCUCCACCGCCUCUUGGGAACACUAAGGAAGAGAAGCUGAAGUGGCUGGACUACCACAAGAGAAAAUGGAAGCUGCAGGCGAAGCAGCGCGACGCCAGGAAGCGACAGGACAAACGCCGUCGCCUAGACGACGGGGAGACGUCGGGCGCGGUCAUCAGGAGCAGGCCGGCCACCGGGCUCGGCGGGUUUCUCCGCAAAACGGCGCGCUCCAUGAUGGACAUGCCCUGGCAGAUCGUACAGAUAAUGGAGACGGCCGCGCCUGGCCAGUUCAAACUCUGGGCCCUGAUCGGCAGCGACCUUCACGGAAUCCGGCUCAACGUGCCGCGGAUUUUCUACGUGAACCAGCGCGUGCCGAAGGAAGAUAGCGAGGGUGGGGUGUGGAGAAAGGCCAACCGAACCCUACCCAGGUCCAACCCUGUCUACAACUUGUACGAGUACUCUGUCCCUGAAGAAACUUACAGGGAGCACAUGAACGAGAUCACAGCCGACCUGUCCGCACCUGAAGUGGAGGGAGUCUAUGAGACCCAGGUGCCGCUGACCUUCCGAGCUCUAGUCAGGCUGGGUUGCAUUGCUAUGGUCAACAGGCAGUACGCCAGAUACCUGAGGGACCGAGACAUGGACAACUUUGACCUUGAGCACCUGGAGUUCAAGACGGUUGCCCAGGUUGGGACGUACCUGCCGCCCGGGUGCAUGCGGCAUGUCUUCCUGUACCACAACAUGUCCAACCAGAAGGCCAUGUUCGGAGUGUUUUUCCCCAUGGCGGGCCGCGCUGCAGUGUUCGUGCUGGACACCGUCCGUAGCAACCAGAUGCCCAACCUGUCCGCAAUACUGCAAGCUGAAUGUAACGCCAGGCUUGCCAAGGGUACAGAGGAGGACUUGCUUCCCCUGUCAGAACACCAGUUUGAAGUGAAGUGUGAAACAGAUGCACAGAAGAUCUACAAGGCCAUACAGAGGAUGCUGAGAGCGUACAAGGAUGAGAAGCGUGGUCCCACCCUGAUGGCGGUCCAGUCCCCCCACAGCCUGCAGCACCUGGUGACAGCCAUGCCCGGGCUGGACGACUUUCCUCUGGUGGAGAUGCAUGCCACAGAGCCGGAGAAUCUGUUUGGGGUGUUGGACUGGCAAAGACAGGUUUCACGCAGAAUGCUCCAGCACUAUGUCUACAUGGAGACCCGUCUCCAGCACCUGACCGAGCUGGCUGCGUACUUCCACGUCCCCGUGGGUAACCUGCCCCAGGACACCAGCCUGUUUGGGGCUGACCUGUUCUUCGCUCGCCACCUGCAGAAGCACAACCACCUGCUCUGGUGCUCGCCAAACGAGAGGCCGGAUCUGGGUGGAAAAGAGGCGGACGAUAACAGACUUGUGACAGAGUUUGAAGACGUGACGAGUGUUGAGCUGAACAACCCUGGCUGUUACCACACGGUGUGUGUGGAGCUGGAGAUCUCCAACCUGGCUGUCAACACCAUCCUACAGUCCCAGCACAUCAAUGACAUGGAGGGCGGUGCCGGCUCCAGCAUCAGUUUUGACACCAUCCAGCAGCCUUUCCUGGAGGAGAUGAUUGCAGGACAGAACACACCAGGAGCGAACCUUGCCAGCUACGACGAGACAGCGCUGUGCUCCGGAACCUUCCGUAUCCUGAAGAGUAUGGUGUAUGGCUGGCUGCGUGACGUGACUCACUACAACAACGUGUACGCUGACUACCAGAUCAUGCAGUUCUACAGAUGGCUUGGAACACCGAGUGCGACCUUAUACGACCCGGCCCUGCGGCGGACCCUCCACACGAUGAUGAAGAAACUCUUCCUGCAGCUGGUCUCCGAGUUCAAGCGUCUCGGCUCCAUCGUGGUGUUCGCAAACUUCAACAAGAUCGUGGUGUGUACCAAGAAGAGGCGCGUGGAGGACGCACUGGCCUAUGUGGAGUACAUCACCAAUAGCAUCAGGUCCCGGGAGCUGUUCCAUGGAGUGGACAUCACCCCCCAGAAAUGCUGGGACAUUCUGAUGUGGCUGGAUCCGGCUAACCAUGGAGGGAUGAAGGUGGAAAUCCCCAAGUCUUUCCUACACGAGGAUGACGAUGGACAGAAUGAGAGAGAGGGACAGGAGAAGGAUGGAGAAGAUGCUGAAGAGGAAGAGGAGGAGGAGAACAGGGAUCAGGAAGAGGAAGGAGUGGACCUUGCCGAGGAGGAAGAUGAUGAUGAGCAGCCUGUUGAGAUGAACUGGAACCUGAUGUACUAUCUUCCCGAGGCUGCGGCCUGCCAGUACAACUUUAGCAUGGUGGUGGCAGGCUACAUCUCUAACUUACACAAACACAUGCAGGCUGAGAUGCGGAGAGCUAUGCCGGGGAACACUCCUGUUAGGAGGAGAGGAGGCAGCCAGAGCCAGACCCAGGUGGGCGACUCCUCCACGACCCCCAGUACUGUCCACUAUGCACAGGAGCUGGUGGCUGGGGAGAUGGCACAGAAACUGUACGGCAUCACUCAGAAAAUCCACAAGAAGAUAGCAGGAACGCGGAGUAGGACGGACCCAGCUGAAGAGUUCCCUAGUCUGCCGGGGUCCCACCUCCCACUCAACAACCCUGCACUGGAGUUCGUUAAGUCCAUCUGCAAGGUCCUUUCUCUGGACUCCAACAUCACGAACCAGGUGAACAAGCUGCGCCGAGACCUCCUGAAGCUGAUCGGAGUGGGAGACUUCUCCGAGCAAGCCGAGUUCAAGGAUCCUUCACUUUCCUACAUCCUUCCUGAAGUCAUCUGCAAGGUUUGCAACUAUUGCCGUGACAUAGACCUGUGCAAGGACCCCCUACUGGUUCAGGACGGAACUGCAGCCCCUGCCUGGCAGUGUUGCCACUGUGGGAGCCAGUAUGACGUAGAUGCCAUCGAACACUCGCUGGUCAGCUCCCUCCACAAGAAGUCCAUGGCCUUUGUGCUGCAGGACUUGCAGUGCCUGAAGUGCAAGGGAGUCAAAGACCUGAACCUUCCCAUUUACUGUAAGUGCGCAGGAGACUUCACCAACACCAUCGGGGUUCAGCAGUUCGCCGAGAAACUCCGAAUCUUUCGGAACAUCGCCCGGCACUACAGCAUGGCCGUGCUAGAGGAUACUGUGGAGUGGUUCGUACAGAUGAACCCUCAGAUGGAAACUUGAAGGAUGGCCAAUGGAGAAGUGGAGUUGUCGAUGAUAUAUAGCCCUUUCACAGAGAAAACGCAUGUGUGGUGACAGGAAUUCUACCUUAUAUGUCAAAGGUAAAGUCCCCGUAAAAGAAAACAGCCCUUGUCUCGACCAUUAUUUCAAUUUGCAUAAUAACGUCCAUACAGGUUUUGUCUUCUUUACAGGGCCUUUGCCUUAUAUUACCUAGAAUUCCUGUUGCCGCAAAUACAUUCUGAUCUCUGUGAGAGGGCAUAUUACAUAAAGGAUUAUAGGGAUAAAUCCUUGAAAUAUCGUAAAAUGGGUGAAAAUGUCCAAUUCAA